This is a messenger RNA of Haliotis rufescens (red abalone), 918 nucleotides long. Its product is annotated as growth arrest and DNA damage-inducible proteins-interacting protein 1-like. Bases 9 to 773 code for a protein of 254 amino acids. Gene Ontology annotation, cellular component: nucleus. Lineage: Eukaryota; Metazoa; Mollusca; Gastropoda; Lepetellida; Haliotidae. The record is from RefSeq and is a predicted model, not a curated record. The transcript has 2 exons.
UUCCGAAAAUGGCGACGUCCAUGUGUAAACUGUGUUCCAGUAAACUGUCAACUUUACAGACCUAUUUACGAAGACAAGUCCGUUUGAAUGCUAGAGUCUCCAUUGCAUUGUAUAGUUCAGGGCCAACGCCAGAAGAGGAAGAAGUUUUGCUGAAACCACAGAAAGCUGUAGUUGAAAGUGAAGACAUUAUCGAAAAACUGAGAAAUGUCUCGCGUCUGAGAGGUAACCUCUACAAGCGUCAACACAACUUGCAACCCGAGAUCCGCACAGCAUAUCAGAGGGAGUUGCGUUAUAAGCGACGUAACUAUGCUAAGUUCGGGAAUGAGUCUGGAUUCGACCCCCGGAAAUGUUGGCCAACCCGCAGUGAACUGCGAGAGGAGAUUAGGCUGGAGAACGAGUGGGAGCCAACGCUUGAGAAUAUGAUGAAAAACAUAGAGAGACGCAAACAGGCAGAUGAAUCGAAGAUGGCUAAAAGAGUGGAGACGAUAACCAAGAACAUGGAGAAGAUGGAGGGCUGGAUGAAGGAGUACCACCAGCGGGAGCAGAAGCGAACGGAGGAAGUGAAGGAGAGGGAGCUGAAGAAGAAGAAGCUGCUAGAUGACGCCAUGGCGUACUUCGGCUACAAGGUGGACCCAAGAGAUGAGAAGUUUAAGGAAAUGUUGGAAGAGAAAGCUAAAGAAGAAAAGAGAUUGGCAAAACAGAAGAAGAAGGAAACACAGACAGCAAAACUUAUGGCCCGAAUACAGGCUGAAGCGCAGAGGAAAGACUCAUGAGUCUCACUUGGAGAUGUUCACAGUGACUGGACUUUAACAUGGGACUGAAAUAUUCAAAGAGACAUUUGUGUGGAUGUGUUGGAUAAGUACAUUGUAUGAAAUAUAAUGUAGUGGAAUAAAAUAUCUGUUUUUGUAAAGUUGUAAA